AUGGAAUCACCGAUAGUCCCAGAAAGCUUCACUUCGACAAUGUUGGCCGUUGAACUCAACCGGAUCGCAUUCGCAAAGUUGGUCUAUUCGUUUGAAAUUAAGAAAAGAGAUCUUUUUUUUAUCGGUUUUGUAGAUUUUACGGACCUCGUGAUUUCACAUGAACUUUAUUAUUUUCUCCUUUAAACAAUGAAAAUAUUCUUGUUAGGAAAGUCGCGCAGUCAGGUGGGUACAAAUUUCGCCGUAAAAUUGACCAUGAAUGGGAAUCGGCCAGGCGUGGAAAUGGAAACUUCGAAAAGGCGACGCAGCAUUCAAAUUUGCAUGAUUGAGAAAAAAAAACUCCGCGAGGAGGUGGUAUCAAAAAAACGUCCAAAGAUUUCGAAUCAUUGUUUUUGAAAUCUUUGAACAUCUGCCCAAGACAUUCAAGAACUUUUUUGUGCCUAUUCGGGUCGCACAAAAGAAAAAAAGCUCGCUGAAGUUUUCCUAGAAAAAAGGCCUGAGCAGAGUUUUGAGAUCCUUUUGAAGAGACGGGAUCGGUUUCCGUCGGAUGCGCAACGUCGGUUCUCAAGUGGCCGCUCACAAAAGAGCCAGAAGAACAAUCGGAAGAUUUGGCAAAGUGUUUUUCGCGUGUAAUGGGAUUAGGCGCAGGUGUGAGCUGCCACCGAUACCUUGGCCACGUCUUUUGUACGCCAAGGCUGUUUCCGCUCUGUUGGGAAACGAAAGCAUGUUUUCUGUUGACAACAAAAGUUGAGCUUUCUUCGAACCAAAGCUCCUUUUUUGUGUUCAGACAAAAAAUACUACGUAAAUAUACUUAAGUUUUUAAACUAGCUGAAUUUCAAUUUCGUUAAAAUCCAAUAGGCUUCUUUAAAACAAAAGCCAUGCUCAAACAAUCUGUUUUUCCAGGCGCCAUAUUUAAUCGAAAAAAAUUGAAAAUUGUUUUCAUAAAUCCAUUUCUCCACAAACUCUUGCGAAAAAAUUUUCGGUUACUUUUAGAGCUUUAUGUAAAUGUAAAGACCGUUCAUAAACCCUGCUUGUGAAAUUUUUCGAGCCUGGACAUGGACCUAAUAGUUGGCGUCUCUAAAAAACAUGGCAAGCUUUUUUUUAGAUUAUAAGGUAACUAAUUAUUGAUUCUAGGAUUCUAAAAACGUUACUCAGGCAUCGGGAGCUCGAAUUUUUCCUCAUUCUAGCCUUCAAUAUUGUAAUCAUCAAUCUUUUCAAAGAUGUCUUUCGCGAGACAAAUCCGUUGGAACUCCAAUUAAAGUUGAGAGAACCCCUCAUUCAACCGAUGAUUUCCUGACGGAACACAUUGAGAUCGGAUGAGAAGGACAAGAGGAAAAAAACAGCGUCAGGGCAUGUUUUAAUCAAACGCCACAUUCGUUCAUCGCGUUGUCACACGUCCCCGAAACGGAUCGUUUUACGAUUGUUUGCCCUGCUGCCAAGGAUUACGGUAGCCACACACUCUUUAGAUGCGUCCUGAGAAGACGGCAAAUCGUGGGGAACUGUUCUGAAUUUUGGCAACUCUUGAGAAUUGCUGCUUUUUGAAAAAAAAAACCGAAAAUUGGAGGAAGAAAAAUCAAAAGGAUUAUUGUUUUUCAGAUGCAAGGUCGACGACUACGUAGCAAAGAAAAGGGAGCUUCUAGACGAGUUGAACGAGUACGAACACACGGAAAAGUUUCUCACACAAAAUCAUCCAUUUUCCUAAACUUUUUAUCAUAGAUUUAUCAACGAGACGACGAAAACUAUUCAGGAGCUGAAUAAAGAGAAAGAUGAGCAUUCAGAAAUCAUCCAAAUGAUCAAUCAGGUUGGUUUUUGAGCUCCUAACCGAGUAAAACUCGAGAGAAAGACGGUUUCUCAAUUGCCCUCGAAAAGUAAAUACUGACUUUAUUUCUGAAAAUUAAAAUUCAGGACAAACUCGACCUGGAAAGAGAGAUUGAAGAAGCGCAGUUAGAAAAAAAAGAAAGAGAGACGAAAAUCGCCAAAAAGUACGAGGUAUUCCAGAAAUUGCUCUUUUUGGAUUUAAAUAGCAUUUUCAGUUGUUGUUAAAGCUCGUGGAGCAGACGAACGAAAAAAUCCGAGAAAGUGGAAUUGACGUGGAAAUAAAAGAGGAAGACUUGCCGCAAAAACACAUCCGACGGUAAGGUUAUGUUCAUUUAUCAGACGGAUAAAACCCUCUUUUCGCAACAGAAAAAUGAUGGUUUGUAGGGGGUUUUUUUUACGUUUCGAAGGUGAUUUCGCAAAGUUCAAAAUAGCCAUCAUAAAGUUAAAAUAACGGUAUUUUGGAGAGCCGGAGGCGAUUCGUGGCAACUACUUUUAACACCGAACUAAAAUUUUUUCUGGUUCAUGUCAUCUUCGAAAGCUGUAAAAAGAAAAGAGAUUUUCAUAGUAUUCUGAUCUUGAACGUGUAAUUAUAACACAUUCAAACGAAAGAAAAAUGCAAGAUCAUUAAGGGAAAAAACUAAGAAAACAUUUUAGUAAUUCAAAAUCCUUGAGGCCCAGCGUAGGUUAAUAUAGCGCAGCGCCUGAACGCUUUAUCAAAAUCUUCAGUCUCGGCAGUUUUUGAAAUAUUUCGACACCUACCAAUGUUUAACCCGGUGGUAAAGCGAUUCUGGAACUUUCCCUAGAGGAAACAAAGGUGAAAGGCUACCCUAACCCGAUAUUUUUCUGCUAAAACGUAACCGUCGACGCAAAAAAACCUUUUUUCGUUUUCAAAAUUCAAGAGUUCAGUCUCACGUUGCCGAUACACCCAUCUCGUUUCAGAGAAGAGACGCCGCCGCCGUCGUCGCUGCCGUCGCCGUUUCCCUUGAUGUCGAACACACUGAAGGCCCUCGGCGCGGGAAUGCUGCCGCCUGGAUUCUUCGACCACCUUGGCGCCGCUUUUCCGUCGCCUGUGGCGCCGCACUUCCGGCCUCCGCCGCCGCAUCUUUCUCACGUCAAGCCCUCGGACCAUCAGAGCCCACCUAUGAAGGUGAUUCGUUUCCCUGCUCUGAAAAAUUCCUAACCAUUUCAUUUAACGUUGUUAUCAUCAUUUUACACAUAGAAAGUGCUCUCGUUUCAAGGCUAGCUAAAAAAAUGGAGAAAAAAUGUGUUAGAAAUUAUUCUUAAUCAGUGACGAUUAUACGAAAGUUUUCGAAGUCACAUGUUUUUUUUUGCGGGAUUUGACUUUGGAAGCGCCGCUAAAAUCGAGAUCCUGUCUACAAAAAAUUUAAUAGAAUGAAAAAUGAGAAACGGAAUACAAAUGGUGGAAUGUGGAUUUAUUUCUUCACGCACAGCCGUAUACUCUCUUGAAAACUCUCAUUCAAAAUUUUCUCUUCUACAAAAAAAAAAUUAAUUGUAAUGUUUCGAAUCGAAAACUUUUUCAGACGUGUCAAUCUUGCUACCAACAAAUCCACAGGAACGCCCCGAUCUGCCCGAUGUGCAAAAGCAAAAGUCGAAGCAAAAACCCGAAGAAGCCGAAAAGAAAAGAGCAAUAG
This is a messenger RNA of Caenorhabditis auriculariae, 3467 nucleotides long. NCBI's taxonomy places the organism in Eukaryota, Metazoa, Nematoda, Chromadorea, Rhabditida, Rhabditidae. The record is from the annotation of a GenBank genome assembly.